Molecule: messenger RNA, 450 nt
Organism: Rosa chinensis
Lineage: Eukaryota; Viridiplantae; Streptophyta; Magnoliopsida; Rosales; Rosaceae
Exons: 2
Coding region: 1-450 (149 amino acids)
Source: RefSeq, a predicted model, not a curated record
AUGGAUUUGUUGAUCCCUAUGAUCUUAGCGCUCAGCGAUUUCUUGAAUAAUGAAAUGGCGGAUAUGCUGAGUCGUUUGCAUUUGCAUGACGAUGAUGGUGACGGUGGUGAUAUAGGCGGUGGUGUUCGGGGGGAUCAAGUCGAGGAAGAAGUGUCUGCAGAUGAUAGGACUAUUUUCUUGACAUUUUCUAAGGGUAUCCCAUUUCUGAAAAGGAAGAAAUAUGGGGAAUUUUUUGAUGCUAUCCAUAUGCAAGAAGUACAAGUAGCGGAUCAGCAGCCUUUAUAUGCCCGCCUUGUGGUUCGUUCCGCUUCUUUUAUUCCAGUGGUGCUCGAGGGACAAAGCAAGGCCAAAUUUUCUAUCAAUGGAAAACAUGUUUGGGCAAGAAAGUACGUGAAAAAGAAUAUUGUGAUAGGAGAACAAAGUUCACCAAAGGGUGUUUUAGCUACUUGA